This is a messenger RNA of Schistosoma mattheei, 2618 nucleotides long. NCBI's taxonomy places the organism in Eukaryota, Metazoa, Platyhelminthes, Trematoda, Strigeidida, Schistosomatidae. The record is from the annotation of a GenBank genome assembly.
CUCACGUAAAAAUAUAGCUGGGUCUGGUCAACAGUCCAAGAACUUUGAUUUAUAUCAUUAUCGUAACGUGAAUCAAUAAACUUUAUUUGUUUUAGACUAUUAUUUGUCAUUACAUCAAAUCUCAUUGUUUAAAAAUUACAUAAGAAUUAUGAGCUUUGGGAAUUUCUUGAGACGCAUAUCAUUCGACAGUGAAAAGGUUCAUACGGACUCAUCAGCUCCUGAAGGUAAUGAUCCACCUGGGAUGAAUUCAUUUUUCACAUCACCAAGUCGAAUAUUCGAAAGUGUAAAUGCAAAAACAGGUCAUCUAGUAUCAGAUUUAAAUCAGAAAUUAGAUAUCAGUGGAAAACUCGAUUCGAUUAAACAAGUUUCGGUUGGUAAACUGGAACAUGUUGUACGUGGAUCUUCUGUGAAUCGAUCAGAUAGUAAAGAUGAGACUCAGAAAGAUGAUAUUAUAGAAAAUAUUCCUAGGAUGUCCUAUUUUGAUCAAGAUGUCAGGGAUUCGACUAGAAAUCUUUCUUCACAGGCACCUUUUAAUAAUAGAUCCAUAGUGGAUUUAGAUAAAUCACAGACAGAAAAGUCUACAGGUUAUGUUCAUUAUUCACCAAGUUAUGAUUCACAAAGAUCUGAAGAAUCCCACUUAACAUCAAGUGGUAGUGCAUUGAGACGACAAAGUACACAAAAUACUCCACGUCCACCUAGACCACCCCCUCCAAGUAGUGCAGCUUUGAGUAGAGCUAUGAGCUUGGAUGAAACAAAUCUUUCUGCACAAAUAAAACCAUCUUCAUUCCAAGAAGACAGAAAUCAGUUAACAGAUGAGCAGCCAGUUGAUCAAAAAUUAAAAUAUCCUGCAAAGGAUCGCGGCCAACCGUUUAAAUUAAUAGAUGAACCACGUGUACUACAGCAACCUAGCGCAUCUGUAAUUGAGGAGGAGGAAAACAGUUCAGCAUCUGAAUAUGGUGAAAAUGGUGAUCAGCCAAUUUAUAAACAGGAAAGAGACUUAAUACUUACCGCAAGCGGUCAAACUAGUUCCACAACGAAGUCAUAUGAAACUCAAAAUAUAUCAACAGAAGAUAAAACAUUUGCUCCUCCAUGUCCAACUGUGCCAAACACACCUAGUAUAGAAAAAAUUCAAGAAUUUAUGGAUUUAUAUACAUCAGCUUUGAUAAUAGGCCGAUCGGAUUAUUUAAAGAGUAAAGAAAAUGAAUUACAAGAACUAUUGAUUAUGCCAGCUGGGAGAAUUGCAUUUGUUAAUGCACUAGAACAAGAGUCUCGUCGUACACAAGGUUUGGUUGAUUUACAAGCAUUACCAAAACUACUUGAUCAAAUAAGUUUAUUACUUGUGGAAUGUCAAAACGCUGAAGACUUUCAACCAGCUAAGAAACUUCUCUCUAUAUCACUGAAGUUUUAUACUUAUGAUCCAUCGGUAUCUACAGACCGAACCUUUAUUUUCGUGUAUAUCAAAAGUCAACCAAUUUGGCAAUCUUUAAGGUUUUGGAAUGCCUGCUUUUUUCAAUCUUUACAGGAGGCACGUUCAAAGGCAGAGGAAUCAUCAUAUGAUUCAACUAAAGUAUCUUCGACAACAUACGAUCAGUUGAAUUUCUAAUACUUGCUUGAAUAAUUAUACAGAAUGGAUGAGGAAUUAUGUGGAAAGAAUUUGUGAUUAUAUUAUUCAUAAUGUGUUGUCUAAUAGUCGUUACUAAAUACACACAGCAAUUAUCAAAUAAUUGUUCUAUUCUCUACUUUCUGAAUACAAUAAAUUCAGAUCAUAUUUGCAGACGAUGAAUGUGUUCAGUUUGCACGAAACCAUCAAACAAGAAUUCCUGAGAAAACAAGCCGAUCUAUUCAAUUUGAAUGAUGAUGAAAUAAGCUCAUUACUGUCGGUUAUCUCAUCGGCAGAUUAAACACCGAGAUCGUUACUGUAAUACAUCAACCAUAUCUCAAUUAAAUGAACUAUAUUUAUUCUUAUUGAAAAACAAAACACAACUUAAUUAUACACUGGGCAAUAUGAUAUAUUCCUAUAAAAAUUCAAUUAGUUACAUCUUAUUAAAUACUAUCUGUUUCGUUUCUUGAAUCAUUUUUUAAAAAAUAAUAAAAUAUUCUAUAACAAAUUGAAUCAUUUAUAUCAUUUUCCAUCUAUUUCAUCGCAUUUUCAUUUUCUGAAUUUGAGUUCAUACUUAUAAUUGAAAAGCUAACUUUUGAACUUGGAACAUUGAUACUAUUAUUAAUGUUAUUAUUAUUGUUGUUACAAUUAUUUUUAUGAUCAAUAUCUGUUAGCCUGUUAAUAUCAGUUUCUACAUUUCAUUCUUGUGUGUUUAAGUGGACAAACCAGGAGUAGGUAUUUGCACCCUUUUAAUCAAUAGCUGUCCGUUGUCUGUAACCAGUUCUUUAUUUUGAAAAGUCAGUCUCAGGCAUUUGAACUGGUUAUUUUCCAGAUAGUUGUGUAACAUCAAUACAUAUUCAGUUUAACACAUGAGUGGAUCAUGGAUACAAAUGAAUGUAAGCACAUGUUGAAAACUAAUUUUCAUUGACUUAUCUUACCUCGAUAUUAUAAAACUCAUUGCAUAACACCACCUUAGACUAUUAUUACCUAUUUAUCCUAACAAAUAUAUGUUUAAAAU